AUGACAGUCUUCACAAAGGGUGAGACGGGUAGCGACGAGAAGGGCGAGAAGAAGGUCCCGCAGGUCAAGUACGACCAGCACUGGAACAGCCCCUAUCACAGACUGUACCGUAUCCGGGCGUGGCUCGUCUUCUUCGCCCUCGCCAUCUUCACCGUGUCGUUCGUGGCCGGAUACUUUUUCCACAAAACGAUGGCCUCGAGGCCGAUUCCAUACACAGCCUACACGCAGACGUCGUUUAACGACAACGGCCACGCCGAGGAGUUGCGGCAGAACGUCGAGGUCGACAUGGCCAAUGAAUCCGAGAAAAUGAGCGUGCAACCAUUUGGCAACAACCGACCCGCAAUCUUCAUCCACGACUUCAAGAAGAAUAUGACGGCCAUCGUCGACGUAAUGGGCCGCCGAUGCUUCAUCCGAGAACUCGAUCGAUCCGUCAGCCUCUCGCCCAAGGAUUUGAUCCAGCGGAUUCGACGCAUGAGGGAAGAGCCAGCGAGCGAGAUGCGCCCAGUCGUUCGCGAGACGUUCCGCGUCGGCCUUCAGAUGUCACACCAAGACCUGAUUGACCUCAAUUCGCAGAUGGUAAACCGGCACUGCCUGUUCCGACCCGUCUUCAUGCUCCACAAAGUCUCCCAGGUCGACGAGGAGCUCAAGCGCCAGAAGAGGGAAGUUCCCGCCGAGGACGACGUCACAUUCGCGGUGAUGGCCGGCGAAAAGGUCGAGGUCGACCAUAUCAUGUUC
Mesorhabditis spiculigera is the source of this 735-nucleotide messenger RNA. The record is from the annotation of a GenBank genome assembly. Lineage: Eukaryota; Metazoa; Nematoda; Chromadorea; Rhabditida; Rhabditidae.